UCGGGUAAUCGACGUACACUUUUAGAAGUUCUCUGUAGUCAACUUUUGACUGGGAAUUGUGUUAUUUUUUUGUGGAUAUUACAUGGAUUUUACCCUGAUGCGGCUGGAUUUGACUUUCAUACACGGAUUUCAUUCUUAUUCAUUCAUUGGUCAACUUUUUUAAAUACCCCUCAUGGAUAAUGCGGUUUGUUUGUAAACAUAGUGUGACUUUUUAGCAACUUUGUUGCAACUUUUUCAAAAAGUUUUUUGGAAUUGUAUUGGAUUUGUUUGGGUUUAUUUCAAGUGAUGUGUUGUUUUGGUUGUACUGUUCUGUAUGUGUCGGAAUGUAAAAAUAUUCUUACGCCUUAGUUAUUAUUGUGGAAUAUUCAUAAACUAAUUCGAGUGUGGAAUAAUUUAGAAGUGAAAAUGGCAACGAGUUCUCUGCCCGCUGUUUAUGAGGUGGAUGACCAAACGCCAGAAUAUGCUGAAAUUCAGCCUGCACCGAGCCCCAAGCUUAAUCAUGAAAUGGUUUCACAAUGUGGACGACAGUGUGCCAAUUGUAAGGCAUGUCCCGGUCUCAGUAUGCAUUAUUGGAGAAAAAUUUGCCGUCACUGCAAAUGUCCACCGGAGACACACGAUAUGUCUGUCGGCAGUGAUCAAGAUCGAAGUAUUCAACGCCUGAUUCACGAUGCUAAACGUAACUCGACGUCGGACGAUGACAGCGGCUGUCCGCUAGAGGAAUACACCUGGGUUCCCCCUGGUCUCAAACCAGAACAGGUUCAUCAGUAUUUUGGCGCCAUUGCCGAUGAUAAGGUGCCAUAUUUAAACAGUAAUGGAGAGAAAUAUCGUGUUCGACAGUUACUUCAACAGUUACCUCCCCAUGAUAACGAAGUCCGAUAUUGUAACAGUCUAUCGGAAGAGGAGAAACGUGAAUUACGAAUGUUUAGUGCUCAGAGAAAGCGGGAAUGUCUGGGACGGGGAAGUGUACGACCCUUACCCCUCACAAUGACAGGAACUAUUUGUUCAAGGUGUCAUAAUGAAAUACCUGGAGGAGAUAUGGCUGUGUUCGCAUCAAGAGCUGGUCAUGAACGAUGUUGGCAUCCAUCUUGUUUUGUAUGUUCAACAUGCGGAGAGUUAUUAGUAGAUCUGAUAUAUUUUUUUAAAGAUGGAGAAUUAUUCUGUGGACGUCAUCACGCUGAAAUGUUAAAACCAAGAUGUGCUGCUUGUGAUGAGAUUAUAUUUGCUGAUGAAUGUACGGAGGCCGAAGGUUUAUCGUGGCAUAUGAAACAUUUCUGUUGUUUUGAAUGCGACACCCAGUUGGGAGGUCAACGUUACAUCAUGCGACAGGGGAGACCAUACUGCUGUCAGUGCUUUCAGAGGAUGUUCGCGGAAUACUGUGACACUUGCGGAGACCAUAUUGGUGUGGACCAAGGUCAAAUGACCCAUGAAGGUCAACACUGGCACGCUACGGAACAAUGUUUUAAAUGUCAUACAUGUCAGAAAUCGUUACUAGGACAACCAUUUUUACCCAAACACGGUGUUAUAUACUGUUCAGCCGCUUGUUCACGAGCUGGUUCUAUGCAAACGCAGACACCUCGUAGACCUGAAGACUAUUUACAGGAUAUACAAGCAGUGAGAGUUAGCUCCCCUAUCAGUCAUGUGAUGCAGGAGGGUAAUAUGGAUAUACAUGAAGUGUUGCGUAAACAAUAUACGAUAUCGGACAGCAAUCCUCCAUCGGAUAAAGAUCAAGGUUACGCGACAAGUAGUAAUAGUGAGGUGUACGCACCAGGACUUUAUGAAACAACCCAGGGACAAAUCUCUGGUGAACCAGAAAUGGUUUAUUCGUUUAAUUACCAGGAAAUCGGGGAUAAUUCGAUGUAUCAAGAAGCCCGAAAGCGCAAUCGACUCUCCCAAUACUCGAUGCCUGAUCUGACCAAUGAGCACUUGCCAGAAACACCCAGCCCAGAUCGUCAAAGCAGCCACAGCUCUCGGAGCAAGAGUGGCUCGGAGAAAAACUUGUGCGUCAAUCACUAUAUGUCGAUCCAGCCUCCUCCUGGUAUGGUUAUGGAGAUGCAGGCAUGUUGCAUGAUGAACCAACUUGAUAUCAAUGAUGAUCGGGCUGGUGUGAGUAGACCGCCACCGUUGCCAUCACAACCACCACCAGGACGACAGCUUAGUCCAACAAUCAGAGGUUACCCAGAGCUUCCAACACAAAUUCCUGCUGUACAUGCUCGAGGUAAUGCGGCUAAUAUUGCUCUCCCUGAUGACGUAAAGAUGAACCCCAUAACCCGACCUCCACCUCAAGGUCACCAUGUACGAGGGUCAUCCGCAAGGUAUCCCAGAAGUAGAAGUUUUGAAGGAAGACCCAGUGUCAAUGGAUUUGUGGAACCCCAGCGACAUCGGGGUGGCGGCCACGGACGCGACCAUCAUACUAGACGACAUCGAAGGUCGCCAGAAACAGAAUAUCGUCGCUAUCGUUACUAUGACGACGAGGAUAGUUGUAGUACAUGCUCUAGUUCAAGUGAUUCAGACGAAUUUGACUAUUAUUACGAACCUAGACAGGGUGGUCCCCGUAUUUCUUAUGUCGAUGACAUGGCUAUUGGUCGAUCUCGAACACUUCAACCUCGACAAAGACGUCGUCGCUCAAAGAACAAGCAGUGUGUUAUUUCUUAAAUGAUACUGUUACCAUAGUUACUGUGCAUAUUGUUAAAAAAAAACCCAACAUUUUUAUUGAUUAAACAAUUUGUAUAAAUAUAAUAUUUACCAGAUAUGCAAGAAAAUUUAAUUGGAAGUUACAGAAACAAUUAUGGUCAUCUCGACUUCUAAAGGAUAGUGCUUUUCUCUGGAGAUCUUUCUGUGUGUCCGUCAUAUAGGUCUUGUAAAGGUAUUGAAUUCUUGGAUAUCUUUUUGGCGGGGGAAAAAUAUUCAUAUGUGGAUACAUGUAUAUCUCAAGUGCAAAUGUAUUAAAUUCUUGGAUAUUGUUAGCUCAGAGGUAUUAAUUAAUUUCUUGGAUACAUGUCUCUUUGUGGCAAAGAUAUUAAAGUGUUUAUUAUUUGAAGACAUUAAUAAUAAUAAAUAAAUAGUAUUUGAAAUCAUUUAUAGAGGAAAUUAAAAUCUUUUUGUUUUUUUUGUGGAAAAGACAUUCUUGAGGAUUAAUUAGAAACAUAACAUUUAAAAAAAAAACCCUGCAUGUUUGUUCUUUUAUAAUCUGGAUAUGUGUGCUUCCCUGUUCCGAUGUGUGCUUCCGUGGAUCUUGGAUCUAAUGAAGACAAGACUGUUAAACCUCUGCCUUUGAUGAUCGGACGAAUUAUAUACAUAUACCUUGUCGGGUUUUUUUUAUUAUUAUUAUUAAAUGUAAUUACUAUUUAAAGUGUAUAUUAUUAAUGUCUAUAUUGUGUAUGUAAGUAAAACUAAGUUAUAAAUUGUUAAAAACUUUUUGUCGAUAUGUAAAAACCUUUGUUAAUAUGUAAAUAAACGUGUUUAUUAGCCCUGGAAGUAUUUUUCUCCCGUGAAAACUAAGAGAGUCCUUAAACUUGAAAAUUGGAAUAUUAAUGACAAUCUUACUGCUGAUUUCAAAUAAUGCCAAAAUAAAAAUUGGAAUAUUAGUGAUAAAUGUAGUGCUGGUUUCAAAUAACGCCAAAAUAAUGUGUGGCAAUUCUUAUUAGGAUAUAUUUCGAAAGUAGUAGCUUAUUGUUUUUUUUCUGUUGGGUUAAAAAACUUAUCAGGGUGUUAGGAUAUUAAAUUCUGAAGCUGACUUGGUUUAUACUCAUGGAAACUUCAGCAAAAUAUAUCUUUAGGAUGCAGCCGUUUCAUUGGCUAAAAUUUAAAUAUUAGCGUAUUCUUACUUUAGGUUUUAGCCAAUAAAAAUGCAGUUUGCUUAAAUAUUUGUUGUGGAAUUUAUAAGAAAAUUGGGCUUUUUGUGAAUCAGGCUUAAGUAAUUAUAUAUGUAUCCAGGGUGAAAAAAAUGCAUUGCCGUGGUAACUUUAAACCUUAGUUUUCUAUAUAUAUAUAAAUAAAUAUAUGAAUAAUUAUUACAAUGAUAAAAUAUAUAUAUAUAUAUAUGCAAAUGGUUAAUAUGUUGAUAAUAAUUAUAUAUUAUUUUUUUUUUUGCAUGCUUCAAGAGUUUUUUUUUUUUUAUCUCUGUAUCUUAAAGUGGCUGAUCGUCAUUUGAAAUAUUGUGAAAGUUAAAUCUCUAAAAAGAAUAUUAGUACUAAAUGGUUCCCCCAGUUGUAUGUGACAAGGAGUAGGGUUCGCCUGUUCAACCUUGUGGGUUUUCUCCGGGUCCUCCAGUUUCCUCCCACUGCUGAAGACCCCUACACACAACCUCAUCAUAAGGUCUGUCAUUGAGUCAACUGCCAUGGUUAUAUGUGACAAGGAGUAGGGUCGCCUGUCCAACCUCGUGGGUUUUCUCCGGGUCCUCCGGUUUCCUCCUACUGCUAAAGACCCUUACGCGCAAGCGAAUUAUUGAAAUAAAAUUGAACUACAUGUUAGUCCCAAUAUGACCUGGUUUGUGUUGAGUGGACGUUAAACCCCAUUUCUUUCUCUUUAAUCUGAAUGAAUUCAUGCCAGGAGAUUAUCCAAUAUUGAUAUUUAGAUUUUGUUUUCUUAAUUAAAUGUUAAAUAAUCAAUUUGAUUUUGUCCGUAAAAUGCAAAUGGUGAUCAGCCACUUUAAGAUUUCUGUAAAGUGCAAUACCCGAUGGUCACAUUUAAAUGCGGAAUUUUUUUCAUUCAUCACGAUGCAAAAAUAAAAACUGAUGGUUUCAUAUCGUUUCUGAAUAUUUAUCAUUCAUAUUAAUUUUCUGUGUUGAAGAAAAGAAAAAAACAGUUGCACACUACUGAAUAAAAUGUACAUUUUUGUUUUUUUUACUGCCUGAACCUUGCCAAUGCCUCUAUGACUCCAUCAUUUAAAGAGUAGCCUCCUUUUUGUCUGGUCUGGAGUACAAAUCGUUAAUUUGUGUUUACACUUGAAAUAAUAUCUAUAAAAUAUUUUAUUUGCCAAAUAUUGUAUUUAUAUUUACUUACCUUUCAAAUGCAUCAGUCUCAGAAGUUAGCUCUUGUGAUUUUGGUGUCUGUACCAAACGCAGGAUGUAGCCUAUAUGUCGAACCUGUGUAGUCAUUCAGAUGGGAAAAAAAACAAUAUCCCAACAUAUACACGUAAACGAACCCUUGACAGUGGGAAUAAUAGCAGUAGCAGUCCAUAGUGCUGCUGUUUGGGCAAAAUUUCCCACAUAGCACACCAUGCGGCCUAUGCCCCUCUCCAUUAGCCUUGUUGGUAGAGAACAGUAGAAGUUAAACCCCAAUUCAUUUCUGUUUCUGGCCCUAUUUUAACUCAUCUUAAAGAUACAUUAUGUAAAAUUUAGAUAAAAUCAAUAAAUGUCAGAACCGUUCUAAUCUACUUAAAAUCUGACCUAUCCAAUGGCAUCGAGACUUGAUUAUGGUCUUGUCAUGUUAAUAAAUGUCUAAUUAAUAGUUUAUAUAACAUUUCAGACCUAAAGAAAGACCUGCAAAAGCAGAUAAGGAUUGUAGAAAUCAAAUUUUUUCACACAUAACAGACGAGAAUCACAAUAUUUUUUUUUUCUUUGUUUUCCAGUGCUUGAUUCGGAAGAAUGCGUCUAAAGAAAGACCUGCAACAGGCAGAUUGAGCUCUUGCAUUAUGCAUGUUUAAUGAUGGGUAACCUCUUCCUAUGUUAUGUUAUUUGAUCAAAACAAAAUGCGAGUAAGUUGGAUGGAAAUAAGAAAUAUAAAUAUAAAAUUUGAUAAAUAAAGAUUGUACGAUAUUUAAUUUCAAAAUACAAACAAAAUUCUGAUUUGUAAUUCAAGAUGCACAGACAUUACUAAAACCAUGCUGGCUUCCAUAUUCACAUCAAUGUACAUUUAUACUCCUGCUUUGCUAAAUAUAUUUAUAUACUUAAAAAAAGACCCCCAAUCUGAUAGGAAUUUAGUCUGUAGUGUGCAACUGUAAAAUUAGUUUUAAAUACAUGUAUGUAUAUUGCUAAAAGCUUAUGAAUGAUUCUUAAGAUAUUUGAAAUAUUAAACCGGCUUUGAUAAAGAUCUUGUACCCCCUCAGACAUAUUUGUUAAUGUUCCUCUGCAUUUAAAAUAUAUUAAAUAUUCUUAUAUCAGUCAAAUCAAACAUUUAUGUGCAAUCUGAAUAUUUAAAUCUUGGUUGUGAUUCUUAGGAGAACCUUUUCUCAAAAACUUGAAUUUUUGAUUAGAAUAAGAUAUGUGAUGAUGAAUACGAAGACCGUCUGUAGAUAAUCAUACACCCUCACUGCCUUAUAAUAAACUCCAUGUGUGGAUGUUCACUUUACACUCUUGGAAGUUUUUAUCAACCAAUGUAUCUUAGAUUUGGCAGGCAUAACAUGUGCCUUGGGCACCAUUUGAGGACGUUACUGAACAAUUCCUAUCGAAGUCCGACAAGCCAUCUUUGAAAUAAUAGAAAAAAGUUAUCUAAAUGAUUGGUGUCUGAUGUUUGGACCUUGGCCGCGCAUUGGUGCAAUUUCAAUGCUUGCCAUCAGUGUUAUUUUCCUUAUGACAGUUGAAAUCUGAGCACCCAAGAAGGAUACAUUAUGGCCCUUGUGAAGGACUCGAGUACAUUUACUCUGGCUUUCCAGCCAAAUGUCAAAGAGGUGCUAUUUUUAUUUUUCGGAUAUUUACGUUUUUGAGAAAUGGGUCUCCUCGUGUUAACAUGUACAUAAUACUAUCAUUCAUAUGCAAAAUUACGAUCCAAAUCAUCCAUUGAUUGUAACCAAUAAUGCUUCAACUUUCUUGCUAACUUUUUCCUCUGGGUUUCAUACCCAAUGCAAUCAGCCGUACCAAAAUUGGGAUUUUAGGCCAAGACUUCAUGUAAAAGGAACCUUUCUACCAACAGGCAUUGUUGAACGAUUGCAUUGAAUUGUUUCACUAUCUGCCAGGACUUAAUUCAUGUACACAUGUAAAUGGAACCUUUCUACCAAUCAAGAGACAUCAGUUAGUGAGAAAUUUGAGGUGUUUCUGAGAAAAUGUGAAAAUGGUCCACUGUAUUAGAAUAUUGUAGGCUACUUAUAAAAUUGUAUAUGUAUGUUUGGAUUUUUUUUCUCAAUUCCUCCUCGACACAUCAAUAUAUAGGGAGCUACAACUUUAUUAGGGUUUUUCUUUUAAUGUCGGUUGAAAACAAAUGUAAUGAGAUUUUUCCUGAAUUUCCCCUUCCGACUUUUCUUGGAAGACUUAAAAAGUUAUUGGAAUGUAGGCCUGGUUGCAAGGCCCCAUGUAUCCAUCUUUGAAUACAGGCCCUGGUAACAAGGCCCCAUGCAUCCACGUUUGAGUAUAGGCCCAGGUCACAAGGCCCCAUGUAUCCAUCUUUGAAUAUAUCCCUGGUAACAAGGCCCCAUGCAUCCAUCUUUGAUUUUUUGUAAUGAAUAAUGAUCCUUAAUUAGAAAUACUUAAUAUAUAUGGACAAAUAUCAUAGCCAACAAGAAAUUACGCUCUUGUAUUAAGAAUCAGUCAAAUCACAAACUUAAUAUUGUGUCUGAACAUAGGUCAAGCAAGUUGAACGUUUCCGUGGUUUUUAUAGACAAGGGGACAUCACUCUAUAAUUUCUGUAGCUCCCCCCGUUUGUUUCAGCAUCAUAUAUGAGUGGAUAUUUUGGUCUUCCUAAUAAAAACAGGGUGUUGUUCUAUUUGUUUAUUGUCAUUCAUUAUUUAUCUACAUGUAUAUGUUAUCCACAUGAUCAAUAAACAAACAAUUUAUAAGUUUUCAAACAAAAUACUCGUCUUCACUUAUAUUUUAUCUCAGUCAGAUUAAAAUACAGAUCUAUAUUU
Molecule: messenger RNA, 7777 nt
Organism: Patella vulgata (common limpet)
Lineage: Eukaryota; Metazoa; Mollusca; Gastropoda; Patellidae
Product: prickle-like protein 2
Exons: 6
Coding region: 406-2652 (748 amino acids)
Molecular function (GO): zinc ion binding
Source: RefSeq, a predicted model, not a curated record